Molecule: messenger RNA, 4042 nt
Organism: Oncorhynchus mykiss (rainbow trout)
Lineage: Eukaryota; Metazoa; Chordata; Actinopteri; Salmoniformes; Salmonidae
Product: fibroblast growth factor 22
Molecular function (GO): growth factor activity
Source: RefSeq, a predicted model, not a curated record
ACACACUAACUCUUUCUGUGACUCUCUCUCCCUAUCACACCCUCACACACACUUACACAUGCACACAUUCACUCUCUCUCCUCAUUCAACUCAUUCUCAGCCACGGGUCAGCAGCACAGACAAGCACCUUAUUCCAGUCCAGCUGGAGAGAGGAGCAUCGCAAGGUGCACACAUCGCAAGACAGGACACUGACUGACUCUGCAGCCGUAAAAGAAGGACGCAAGCCAAGGAACAGAACAAGCUUUCGGAGAACAAGGAAACAACAAAAAAGAACAGAUUGCUUUUGGCAAUGGAUUUACAAAGUGAAUUGUUUUCCGGUGAAUAAAAGCUGAAAUACAAAGAAGAGGAGAUCCUCAUCAGACACACAAAUUAAGAAACAAACUCAUCUGGGAAUAAGGACUGGUUGGAAGUCCAGGUUCCUCUCUGCUCUGUUGUUUGGAAGCCCAGGCUCCUCUCUGCUCUGAUCCUCAGUGACAGGGUCUGCUGCUCCCUCGAUCAUCACCCCUUCCCACCCUCAGAGAGCGACCACUCACCUGGACCACACAGCCCGGGUCUCCAGCCAGCCAGCAUGCAUACUGCCUGUGCAAUGUGCACCUUGGGAGUCUGACUCACCAUGUGCAGAUGGAUGCCACCCGUCGCUAGUCUCCGUCCUGACCUCGCUGCCAUUGGCACUGCCCACGCUGGGCUUCCGCCCUUGCCCAGUGCUGCAUCCCUUCGCUUGGCGUUCCUCACCCUGCUCCUGGUGGCUGGCACAGCUCUGGGGGGCUGCCCGCUCGGGGUAGGGCAUGAACCCCUCCAAGUACUGGCGAGAGGCAUCAACUGCUCAUGGACACUGGAGCGGCACACACGCAGUUACAAUCACCUAGAGGGCGACGUCCGACUACGGCGGCUCUACUCCGCCAACAAGUUCUUUCUCUGUAUCGACAAAACAGGCAAGGUGGAUGGCACCAGACGGAAAAACUACGCUGAAAGUCUAAUGGAAAUCCGAUCUGUCAGUGUGGGAGUCGUGGCCAUCAAAUCUGUCAGCACCGGGCUGUACUUAGCAAUGUCCAAAAAAGGCACACUCUUUGGAUCGAUGAAGUACAACCCUAAUUGUAAGUUCAAGGAGCGCAUCGAGGAGAAUGGCUACAACACGUACGCCUCCCUGCGCUGGAAACACGGCGGCAGGCAGAUGUUUGUGUCUCUGAACGGUAGGGGGAAGCCCCGGCGAGGCCACAAAGCUCGGAGGAGACACCCCUCCACCCACUUCCUCCCCAUGCUGCCCUCAUAGCUGGACAACAGGGCUCUGCUCUGCUUUGCAACCAGCCCACCACAGUCCCAGUCCAUCCAACUAGUGUUGUUGUUAUCAAGAUAACUAUUGAUGAUGUUAUUAUUAUUCUAUACAUCCCCUCUCCCAUAUAUGUACAUUUGUUGGGGUUUUAUACACAAUUUUGUUUGUCGAGAUCGCAGUGGGGGCAUAAUACAGUACGUUUAAGUUAUUCCUUUUUUAGUGUGAGGUCCAGAAGUAAAGCUGCUAAUAUUGUGUAAAUACAGCAUGUCUAUUAUUAUUAUGAUUGGUUAUCAAGCUGAGGGAUGACAUUGAUGACGCUCUUCUGUGUUCAGGAGUAAUUUUGACACCACCGUCUUCUGCAAAAGUGUGUAAUUGAAACAUGCCCCCCCUUUAAAGGGUACGAGAAUUGUCUAUAUAUUGCCUCCCUCCCAUCCCUUCAUUUGUGACUCUAUAGGAGACAAUGCUUUUCCUUGAGUGACCUUACAAUAUGCUAUUAAAGCAAACAACUGGUGAAAGAAGCCUGACAAACAGUGAACAGAUUUGAACAUUGAUUUAGGUUGUCAAAUAUGUUCAUCUGAGCAAGUAACUAAAGCAUUUGAGAGAGGACUCUCUUAAGAUACUGAAUGUCCUUUACAAUAAAAGGACUCUUGCACUUGACUGGACUUCAGAGGGGACAGAAUUCCUUGUUGACGAAAACAUUUGGACUGAACGUUCAAACCCAUGAAUGUCUGCUAUAAGAAAAAAACAUAAACUGACGACAUCUGGCUAUCGGUUCUUUUGGGUUUCUGAAAUGAGUGUGUGAGCUCUGCAGAAGUCCCACUGGGCAAAAACUAGUUAAAACAACAUUACCACAUCAUUUCAACAAAAUAAUUCAGUGUGAUGACGUUGACUCAACGUGAAAACUGAUUGGAUUUGCAAAAAGUCAUCAACCUAAGGGAAUUUAGCCAUUUUCCACCUACAUGUUUACCUAAAUUCAAUGACAUGGUGACUCAACCAAAUAUAAAUCCAAACUAGAUGCUGAAAUGACAUCUGUGCCCAGUGGGGUGUGCUUCAGCCUCCUUCUCUCAUUCAAUAAUCCUACACCACUAGCUCAGGGGUCAAUCUUUGAAAGUGGGACUCAUGACAUUAUCUCUGAUAUGUCAGUUCCAGAGUCCAGUAGUAAAAUGCAUACGGUACUCCGUUUGAAACACGUUGAGCAUUUGAGGCUGUAUGUACACUUCUUCACAGUGCUAAGACUACCCAUUCAUUUCUAACGUAUGGUAACUGGUUAUUGCAUUAUCUUGUCAGGUCUUGUUACCAUUUUCAAAAACCUGUUGCAAAUAGAACUUUUAAUAUAUUUAAGCCUUUUUGUACCGUAUAACAUUUGAAGUUGAUGUUAUUGCCUCCAUUUUGUGUCUAGUCUGAAAAUCCUAACUGUAUUCCAUUCCAUAUUUUAGUCUAUACUGUGUGUUACUGUAAUAUGGCACCUCCUAACAUCACAAUCAUCAUCUACUGAGCGGUCAGCAGUGACAGUGUCUACCAGAACACCCGUUUCAACUAUCAGUCAGCUAUUAAGCAGACAAUAUUGGUCUGUCAAUUGAACACUGUCAUCAUAACAACAUAAGCGAGUGCCUUGAUUCAUGUUCAGCCUGGUGAACUUCAAUAAAAUGCACCUAAGUUACACCAUUUUCAAGGAGUCACUUAUCUCCAUCAGAGUUACAUCAUCUGCAUUAUCAUCAUAACAACAUGAACAUUCAAUGCUGUAGUGGACCUCCCCUGACUUGUAAAAUACUUGUGCCGAUGAGCUCUUCAAUGGGCUAUCAUGGGUCUUUAAUCACAAUGAAGGCCUGGUAGCAUGGGAGGCCAUUGAAUCUUUUCACCCUGCAGAUUGGAAAGAUGGGGAUGAAUGGCCUCUAUUGGGGGGGAGAAAGGCUAACCUUUCAGACUGUCAAUGUGACAUUUCUUUGAAGGGAAACAUGUCUAGUCAAAUAGCUUAAUGUCGCUCUGCUGUUCGAUCUAAAGGCCUGCCAAACAAUUGGAUGUUGGUGUGAGGGUCUAAGGAGACUUUGAGUGUGUGAGCUCUUUUGUUUCCAAUACCCUUACAGUUUUACAUCUUUUGAGUUGAAGACUUGGCUAAAGGUUUCCUGUGUCUUAGUGGGGGACGUUUCGGCAGCGACCUAUAUUGAAUCUUUAGAGUGCCACAUGACAAAUCUGUAGGGUCUUCCCAGCAAACCAAAAUUGGUUCUGUUAGGCUGCAGAAAAUAUUCUCAUAACAUGUAAACUGUCCAGUCGAGGUGAAGAUUAUGAAAUGUUUGUAUAAAACAUUUGCCUGAUGUUACAAGAACAUUCCCAGAACAAAUUAUGUCUGUUCUGUAAACAUUUCCAGAAUGUUCCAUCAGGUUGUGGGAACAGUCUAGUGAGAAAAUUGUGUGAUAUGUUCCCGAAACACAAAAUCUGUCUAGUUGUGCGGAAGAUUCUACAAUGUUUAUUUUAGGGUUCCAGAAACAUUCCACUGAUGUUACAACAAUGUCCUCAGAACACAUUUCGCCUGUUCUUUAACUGAUCCCAGAAUGUUUUAUUAGGUUGUGGUAAUACUGUAGAUAUGUUCCCAAAACACAAAAACGGUCUAGUUGUGCUAACAUUCAGACAAUAUUUGUAUUAGGCUGCACAACACAUUCCAUUGAUGUUGCAGGAAUGUUGACAGAACAACCUUUCUGAGUUCUUUAUGAAUCUUGAAGAAAUAAAGAUAUCCUCUCUUUUAGUAGAGUAUACCUGAGCCUCAAUUCCCCCGUU